Sinocyclocheilus grahami is the source of this 1079-nucleotide messenger RNA. RefSeq lists its product as uncharacterized. The record is from RefSeq and is a predicted model, not a curated record. NCBI's taxonomy places the organism in Eukaryota, Metazoa, Chordata, Actinopteri, Cypriniformes, Cyprinidae. Bases 27 to 1079 code for a protein of 350 amino acids. The transcript is spliced from 6 exons.
GUGAAGAUCAUUGAAGUGAAGUGAAGAUGAACUCCAGACUCUCACCACUGAUCCUGCUGCUGCUCAUUCCAGGCCAAGUAACAUUAGACCGCCUCGCUGUGACCUGUAGUCAACAGAGUAUUUGUGCUGUGAAGGGAACAGAAGUGACACUGAGGUGCGUUCACUCCAAAAUCAACACUGUGUUCUGGUUCAGUGAGAAACAAAGUACAAACUGGAGAAAAAACAAAGAACCUGAAGAUUUGACUUUAGACUCAGACUACUCAGGACGGGUGAAACAGAUCAGCAGUAAUUACCAAUCAGAUCUCACAAUAUCAGACGUGAGAGAGCGAGACUCUGGAGAAUAUCAGCUCAUGUUCAUCAUGAAUGAUGGAGUUAAACAUCUCAGCUCAGUGGCCGUCAGUCUAACAGUCACAGUCUUGCAGGUGAGGAUGAAUCCUGCAUCUACAGACCUGAGAGAUGAGACAGUAGAAGUGAUCUGUGAUUCUUCCUGUGAUUUGACCUCUGGAGUUCACUAUUACUGGAUGAAGAAUAGACAGUAUUUCAGAUAUACACAGUCCCCCAACAUGUUUGUGUCAGUCGGCAGAGAUGCUGGCAGCUUUUCCUGUUCUCUUUAUCCACAUAAUGAACAUCCCUCCUCUUCUGUGUGCAUUUCUAAGAGUGGCUGCUGGGAUGUGAUUUACACCUCUAGAAGAGUCUGUGCUUUGGUGGGCUCAACAGUAGACAUUUCCUGCACAUACUCACAUCCCUCUGGUUAUACAGUAUAUAAAACAUUCUGGCAUUACGUUCGGCCUGGUGACUUUAAGGAUCUGCGUGAGGAGCAUCAGUUUGCUGGUCGUGUGGAGUAUGUGGGGAACAAACUGAGAAUCAAAGAGCUCAAGAUCAGCGACUCUGGAGAAUAUCGAUUCAGGUUCAUCACUAACACGACAAACGGCAAAUACUCUGGAUCACCUGGAGUCAUUCUUACUGUUACAGAUACACAGGUAACAAGAAGCUCCUACACUGUGGUUUUCUCAUUGUCAAGCACUAAAGUCCAGGUUACCCUGGACUGUCCUGUUAGACCAAUGAGCUGGCGGGAGUAG